This is a messenger RNA of Syngnathus acus (greater pipefish), 1859 nucleotides long. It is a transcript of the gene nt5c2l1, whose product is annotated as 5'-nucleotidase, cytosolic II, like 1. Gene Ontology annotation, molecular function: 5'-nucleotidase activity. The transcript has 13 exons. The coding region runs from base 428 to 1660 and encodes 410 amino acids. The record is from RefSeq and is a predicted model, not a curated record. Lineage: Eukaryota; Metazoa; Chordata; Actinopteri; Syngnathiformes; Syngnathidae.
GUCCUGACCAACAUUACAAAACAGUAGUGUAGUGUAGUAGGCCUAAGUGUUCAUCCCGUGGCCUUGCACUAACUUGUUACCUUGGGAGCUCUGCUGAAACCAUAAUGGAAUAUCUACUCGGAAAAAAAUGUCUGUUCCUCAUUUGACAACAAUUGGGCAUAAAACUAGCUAACAGGGGAUUCAAAAAUUGUGUGGUAUUACCAACAAUUGUGGUCAAACAGCAAAUGUCAAUCAGAGAUUAAUUUAUGUAUCCCUAAAUGCAUUUUUGAAGCAAAUUCAAAGAGUGUAUUGAGUUGAUUCAGAUUAAGUACAAUCUAAUAGAGUUUAUUUGCAUCUUUGAUUAAAAGACACUAAAAAUGUGUGUAAUCUUAGGUUAUUCGGGGACUUUUAUUAACAUUUGGGUGGAUUCACGCAUGAUUGCUCCACAAUGUUGUGUGUGUGUACAUGUGUGUCCAUGUUUAUGUUUCAGGAAACUAUUCGACUUGGCCUCUCCUGUCUGCCUGAUGUCAAUCCUUACAUAGUAUUACUUGCUAUUACUCUAAAAAUGUGUUUGGGCAAAGAAACACUUACCCCGAACUCAAAUUUUUUUUUUUUUUUCCUUUUUACAGAGACAUAUCUCUAUUCUUGCCUUGUGGACUUCUUUACCAAAUGCAGCAGAUACAAAUGCGUGCAAAAAGGUUACCACUAUGGCGACCUGUUCAUGUCAUACAGAACCAUGUUCCAGGAUGUAAGAGACGCAAUGAACUUCAUUCAUGACACGGGCAUCCUCAAAGACCAGACCAUCAGGAAUAUUGACAAAUAUAUUAUACAAGACCCAAAUAUAAUCACUCUCUUGACCCGGAUUAAAAAAGUGGCCAAAGUUUUUCUUGCCACAAACAGUGACUACAAAUACACUGAGGCCAUUAUGACAUAUCUUCUUGAACACAAUGCCACGCAGUCUGGAGAUUCCCUGGAGUCGUGGCGCUCCUUCUUUGACCUCAUCGUUGUUGAUACGAGGAAGCCGCUGUUCUUCGCGGGGGGCACGGUGCUAAGACAAGUUGAGACGAACACAGGGAAACUUCGUAUCGGAACGUACACCGGUGCUCUCCAGCAUGGAACUGUGUACUCUGGAGGCUCGUCAAACAUAGUUUCCGACCUGCUGGACGUCAAAGGUAAAGACAUCCUCUAUGUGGGUGAUCAUAUCUUCGGCGACAUCCUCAAGUCCAAGAAACGGCAAGGCUGGAAAACGUUCCUGAUGGUUCCAGAGCUCAUCAAAGAGCAACAAGUUUGGGAGAAGAAGAAAAAUUGGUUUGAAGAGCUGAAAAGUCUUGACAUUUCCCUAGCUGAGAUUUACAAGCACUUGGACAGCGGUAGUGAGGAUACUCCUGACAUCAUCAGCAUUCAGAACAGAAUGACGAAUCUGACCACCUGGAUGGACAUGUCUUACGGUCAAAUGGGCAGCCUACUUCGAAGCGGCUCCAGACAGACGCUGUUUGCCAGCCAACUCAUGCGCUACGCCGACCUCUACGCGGCUAGCUGCCUCAGCCUGCUGCACUACCCCCUCAAUUACCUCUUCAUGGCUCCUCCUGUGCUGAUGCCCCACGAGGCCCCGGCGCACGGCUCUGUUGACUUUCUUUCAACGCCGCUAACCAACUGUCAGUGUGGGAAGGACAGGGGCUAAGAGCAGCGUUUAAAACAAGAGAACAUGAGGACACUUUCUAAAGAGCAUGGCAUGAAGAUGUUGCUGUUGGAAUAGUUUGGCAGCCAUGAGGAGAUAAUAUGUUGCCGAAAUGCACGGCUCCCUCUGCUGGAUGGGAGUUGCUAUUCACCCUCUAUUUAGUGAACCCUCAAUAAAUUCUAAGUCAGAAAAGUUGAAUCAU